Molecule: messenger RNA, 3157 nt
Organism: Xyrichtys novacula (pearly razorfish)
Lineage: Eukaryota; Metazoa; Chordata; Actinopteri; Labriformes; Labridae
Source: the annotation of a GenBank genome assembly
AUGGAGAACGGCACAGAGGGCAAAGACUUCUACAUCCCCAUGAACAACAGGACGGGGCUUGUGAGGAGUCCUUUCUAUUAUCCACAGUAUUAUUUGGCGGAUCCCAUCAUGUUCAAACUGCUUGCUCUUUGGAUGUUCUUCCUCAUCUGCGCUGGAUUCCCCAUCAACUUCCUGACCCUGAUGGUCACAGCUCAGAACAAGAAGCUCCGGCAACCUCUCAACUUCAUCCUGGUCAACUUGGCUGUGGCUGGACUGAUCAUGGUCAUCUUUGGAUUCACAGUAUGCUUUUACUGUAGUGUUAUGGGAUAUUUCUCCUUGGGAACCAUGGCCUGUGCUGUUGAAGGAUUCAUGUCCACUCUUGGAGGUAAAGGCUUAAUGUUUAAUCCUGUAACUCUCACACAUGGACACUUAAACGUUAUAUUGUUUGAUUUUUAUUGAAGAUAACUCAUGUUUUCUCUCAUUUAUCAACAGGUCAGGUGUCACUGUGGUCACUUGUGGUCCUGGCUGUUGAGAGAUAUAUUGUGGUCUGCAAACCCAUGGGUAGUUUCAAAUUCACAGCCACCCAUGCUGGAGCAGGUUGUGCAUUUACCUGGAUCAUGGCUCUCUCUUGUGCUGUCCCUCCUCUGGCUGGGUGGUCAAGGUAAGGGAUAAAAAAAUCUGAAAACACCAGCUAACACACGACACUAUCCAUUCUUUCUGCCUAACAUUCAACACAACAACUCUAUUCUUCGGCUAACACGUGAAGACGUUUCAGUAAUGGCAUUACAAAAGCAGUCACGCCAUCACAGGUUUUCAACUCCCAGAUUAGCUAGGACAUUAACUUCUAGAUAAGAAAGGAAAAACAGGAGAUGAUACAUUUUUUACGUUAACGACAUUUCAAGAUCACCUGAGCAGAACUACUUCCUGGUUGCAGCUGCAAAGUAAACAACUGGAUAUGGUCCUUCUGUUAAUAGGAAAGGAAAUGUUAACUCAAAACAAAAAAAGGAGUCAACCAAAUUGGUCUGAAACAACCAAAUAUUUCUGAAACUAACAUCAAAUUAUAAUCGGCAUAGUGUUAAUUUGUAAAGGACUUGUCUUUGUGUUGAUUUUGGCGCCCCCUUUGGACAAAGCGGUACCUUGCACUGUGUAUGUGACAGCAUUCUCAGCUGUGUGGUGGACUUCCUCCAACACCUACCCUUUUCAGGUUUUGUAGAGAUGUCGAUAACAAUUUCAGUCUUUUAAAUUACCAGCCAAAACGUCCUUAUGGGAGCUUUAUAGUCGUCGACUACACUGUUUAUUUAAUAGAUUUUGCGAAAUUCGGAACUACAGAAAUAUAAACUGAAGAACUUACCUGGUUAAAACUUGUUAUAGUAUUUUCAAGGGACUUUUUAACAAAUAACCACCCAUUGCCAUCACAUUUUCAAAUAGUAUGUAAUGCUCUAAAUUUUGAUGUCACAACACAGUACCUGAAACCAUCUGAUGCCCAAAUAAAAAAUUUUCAUGAUACAUUGACUUUACACAAUAGUAUAAUAUGUUAUGUGAUUUCACUUUUUCAGUCAAAUGCACUGAUUUAAGAUUUUAAUGUACUUGGAAUCUUUCAAUAACAUUUUUGCUAUAAUUUCAUGUCUUUGCUUUCAGGUACAUUCCUGAGGGUAUCCAGGUUUCCUGCGGCCCUGACUACUACACUCUGGCUCCAGGCUACAACAACGAAUCCUUUGUCAUGUACAUGUUCUCCUGCCACUUCUGUAUUCCUGUCUUCACCAUCUUCUUCACCUAUGGAAACCUUGUGUGCACAGUGAAGGCGGUAAGCGAAACAUUUGAAUCUACUUAGACUGCCAUCAGUGGUCAAAGGGUACCCAAGCACUUACUGAUAUUUAAAUCCCUUUUAGGCUGCAGCUCAGCAGCAGGACUCAGCAUCCACCCAGAAAGCUGAGAAGGAAGUAACACGCAUGUGCAUCUUGAUGGUCUGUGGCUUCUUGCUGGCCUGGACUCCAUAUGCCAGCUUUGCUGCAUGGAUCUUCUUCAACAAGGGAGCUGCUUUCUCAGCCACAUCCAUGGCUAUCCCUGCCUUCUUCUCCAAGGCCUCAGCAAUCUUCAACCCCAUCAUCUAUGUAGUGAUGAACAAACAGGUACUGGAAAAAAAAACUACCUAGACAGUCUCAAUUCAAUGUUUUGUGGCGAGAAGUGAACAGGCUGUUACUCAACCCAACAGCAGGAUACCACAAACAUUAUAACUUACAGUUUAACAGAGGCAGACUUGUAUGUUUUGAUGAAUCUGUGCAUCGAGUUAUAAAAACAUAGUGAAUCCUGUAUAAACACUUUAAAAACAGAGAUAUUUAGAACCAUAAUGAUACCACAUCUAUUAUAGCAGAUUCUCAAACUAACAGUGAUUCCCAAUGCGAGCUGCUGUCCCUUGGAAGUGUUGAUAUAACUUUACAUGAGUAUUUGAUUUGCCAUCAAAUGUAUUUCCACACUUCUAUCCCCCCUCCCCUUUUUAAGAAGUCUUUCUCUUCCUCAAAUUAUACAUAUAUACAUUUGAAUUACAUUGUUUUCUCCUUUACUCAGUUAUUAACAGCCCUAGUGCAUAUAAGCAGCUUAAAGUCCACCUAACAAGACUUUACAGCUUCUACAAAGCUUUUUGUUUUUCACAAAUUCUAUGCAACUUUAAAAUACAUUUAUUGUGAUAAAAAUAAACUCAUGCGUACCUUUAAAUGUAGAUUUGAUCAGUAUGAUAUUUGUCAGAAUGAAAAUGACAAAGAUAUUUACCUGUAAAAACACAUUUCUGUUCUUGUCUCGGCCUGUGUUGAUUCGUUUUACUGUAUUUGGUCAGUUUCUCAUUCCGCUUUCAAGCACUUAGUGUGUUGCUCCAACACAAUUAUAGUGAACAGGGUGUAAGCUGCUAACUCUUGUCAGUAAACACAUUUCCUUGAAGAGGAUAAUUAGGUCAUAGAGUUGGACCAACUCUGGACAUUAUUCUGCUCUAUGAGUGCCAAAAAGGUUUUCAACAGUCAGUGUCCCAUGAUGCUUUGCUUUAUAAUUAUAAAAUGUUUUUUUUUUAUGUUUUCUCUUUUUUUUCCAGUUCCGUAACUGCAUGCUGAGCACUAUUGGAAUGGCCAGUGCUGUGGAGGAUGAGACCUCAGUAUCUACUAGCAAGACAGAAGUGUCCUCUGUUUCCUAA